Spodoptera littoralis (African cotton leafworm) is the source of this 864-nucleotide messenger RNA. The record is from the annotation of a GenBank genome assembly. NCBI's taxonomy places the organism in Eukaryota, Metazoa, Arthropoda, Insecta, Lepidoptera, Noctuidae.
AUGUAUCCUACGAAGAGUACGUGCGAUUACAUGACUGAAAUAAACCGUUUAUUCCCUCGGCCGACUGAAAAUGAUCCUUACCGGUCUCCAAGUGCACUGCCUAACAUGACAAUAAGUUCACCAUUCAGACAAUCCACACCAGUGAACCGUUCAUCAAGCUCAGCAGACUCUCUAUCUCCAGAUUCCUUCCCAGACCUGUCUCACCGCUCAGACAUGGACAGACAAUCCUUCGAGACCCCGUUUGUAGUCAGACGUCAACGUCCGAUCAUAGGACGAAGGAUUUUUGACAAUACUGAGCCACCACCAACUUUAAAACCUCUUGAACAUGAUAUUGAGUUCUCUAAUUCAAUUUGGCAGCCAGAUGAACACAAUUUAUUCCCACCUACACCACCAAGCGUCAAAAUUGAACAAAAGAACUACACACAGAACAUAUUCUAUGAAUUGUUCCCCACUGAAAAGAAAGGAUUUGAAUUCAAGCCUCCGGUCAAACUAUCUCCAGUAUCAAACUACACUCCAUCACCAAAUUAUUCACCGACCACACCAACUACAAAAUUGCCACCAAGAAUGCCAACUUCACCAUUCAGGGUGCCGAGCAGACCGAACUAUGCCCCAAGUUCUUCAAGACAUCAGGAUUCAAAGUCGGAUAAAAUGUGCACAUUUUGUAGGAAGAAUGGAGAAACUCCGAUAGUGUAUAUGACCCAUUGUGUGAGGGAGAAUGUUGGCAACCAGAGCAUUGUGACCUGUCCUAUUUUGAGCACAUACUGUCCAGUACUCCGUAGCAGCAACAAUGGCAGACCGCUGCAGUCCACCACCAUUACACUGAAAAACACCAGGAUAAAAAGCAAUGGUAGGAGACGAUUUUAA